Perognathus longimembris pacificus (Pacific pocket mouse) is the source of this 1209-nucleotide messenger RNA. RefSeq names its product membrane associated ring-CH-type finger 4 (gene Marchf4). Gene Ontology annotation, biological process: protein ubiquitination. The coding region runs from base 1 to 1209 and encodes 402 amino acids. NCBI's taxonomy places the organism in Eukaryota, Metazoa, Chordata, Mammalia, Rodentia, Heteromyidae. Gene Ontology annotation, molecular function: zinc ion binding; ubiquitin-protein transferase activity. The transcript has 4 exons. The record is from RefSeq and is a predicted model, not a curated record.
AUGCUGGUGCCCCUGGGCGGACUGCUGUGGUGCUGCUGCUGCGGGUUGUGCAUUCCAGCUCCCCAGAUGUUUCGCCACCAAGGUCUCCUCAAGUGCCGCUGCCGCAUGCUCUUCAAUGACCUGAAGGUUUUUCUACUGCGGCGCCCCCCUCCAGCGCCCCUGCCCAUGCACGGAGACCCCCAGCUCCCUGGUUUGGCAGCCAAUAACAACACCCUUCCGGCUCCCGGGGCCGGGGGGUGGGCAGGCUGGAGGGGCCCUCGAGAAGCGGUGGGAAGGGAGACCCCUCCUCUGCCACCUCUACCACCGUUGCCACCUUCUUCCGUGGAAGAUGACUGGGGUGGCCCAGCCACAGAACCACCUGCCUCGCUGCUCAGCAGUGCCUCCUCAGAUGACUUCUGUAAGGAGAAGGCUGAGGAUUGCUACUCACUGGGCAGCUUGGACAGUGGCAUGAGGACUCCUCUCUGUCGCAUCUGCUUUCAGGGGCCAGAACAGGGGGAGCUGCUGAGCCCAUGCCGCUGUGAUGGCUCCGUCAAGUGCACACACCAGCCUUGCCUCAUCAAGUGGAUCAGCGAGCGGGGCUGCUGGAGUUGUGAGCUGUGCUACUACAAGUAUCAUGUCAUUGCCAUAAGCACAAAGAAUCCUCUGCAGUGGCAGGCCAUCUCUCUGACAGUCAUCGAGAAGGUUCAGAUUGCAGCUGCCAUCUUGGGUUCCCUCUUCCUUAUUGCCAGUAUUUCUUGGCUCAUCUGGUCGACCUUCAGUCCCUCAGCAAAGUGGCAGCGCCAAGACCUCCUCUUCCAGAUCUGCUACGGGAUGUACGGCUUCAUGGAUGUGGUAUGCAUAGGUCUCAUCAUCCAUGAGGGACCCUCGGUGUACCGCAUCUUUAAACGAUGGCAGGCUGUCAACCAGCAGUGGAAAGUACUGAACUAUGACAAGACAAAAGACCUGGAGGACCAAAAGUCAGGAGGCAGGACAAAUCUGCGGACCUCCUCUUCUACCCAGGCCAAUAUCCCCUCCUCAGAAGAGGAGGCAUCCAGCACCCCUGCCCCACAGGAGGGCCCUGCCCGGGCUGCUGGUCACCCUGCAGGACCUGUGUCCCAUCACCACUGUGCUUACACCAUUCUGCACAUCCUGAGUCACUUGAGACCUCAUGAACAGCGGACCCCCCAGGGUGGCAGCCGAGAGCUUGUCAUGAGAGUCACGACAGUGUGA